Molecule: messenger RNA, 2994 nt
Organism: Porites lobata
Lineage: Eukaryota; Metazoa; Cnidaria; Anthozoa; Scleractinia; Poritidae
Source: the annotation of a GenBank genome assembly
AUGGAAGGUCUUAAAGAUUUGCUUGGUCCUAAAACACUCCACUGGCUAAGUUAUGUGGCAAAUGUAUUUUGGAUUUUGCUCGGAAUUGUCCUAUCAGCAAUCUUUCUAGACAUUGAAAACAGCGAAUCGAGAUUUGACUUUCGCUGUGGCUCAACUGGCGACAAGGAACUCAUUCGUGGAAAGUGUUACGAACAGUACGAAAACCAGUACAACAAAUUCCCUGUUUAUGGAUUCGUGAUUAUUAACUUCCUUGUUACUGCAAGUGUUUGUGGAAUAUACUCACAAGCGGUGAAGUCGAAAGUUGAGGAACUUGAAAACAACCCUAGAGAUGAUGUAGAAGGGCAACCGACUCCCCGGAAAAAGCUUUUCAAAGCGUACUGUUUGCAACUUCUCGCCAGAUUUAUUCUUGGGAUUUUUUUUAUCCUUCUGCAGACCAAAUUACUUUAUCCUCUUAGCUUUCCCUCGAACUUUGACUGUAACUUGACAAGAGACGGGAAUUUUUCAGAUAUUACAGUCGAUGAGUCUCGCAACGAAACUAAAACGCAAACGUCAUUCGAAUGUCAUAAUCAAGGAGCAGCUAAGAAGACCUUCUGGGCUGAUGCCGUGAUCGUUGUAACUGGAACUUUUGCAUUUCUGGUGUUUAUCGAGUCUCUGUAUAUGUUGUUAUGGCGUGUAAGAAAAGUAAGCGGCUUCAAAGCCUUUACAGAGGACCAGAAAUUUCAUAAAUAUUAUCUAAGAUCAGCAGCACUCGAACUGCCUUUGUUAUUGAUCAAUGACGAACAAACAGCACUCGAACUGGAUCCGUUAUGGAACAUUGACGAACAAACAUCUGUCUCCACUUUCAUCGAACAUAUGAAGGAACAUGUCCGAUGGAAAACCGAACGACCUGAUAGAGAUCCUUUUGGUCCUAAUCCAGGUAAAGACUCUCAAAGAAAUCAAACACUAGACCAAAUCUACAUCAAUUUAGUUAUUCAAGAGAGCGGAGUUGAUAUGCAUGACUUGAUGGCUAGAGAUAGAGACAAACGACAAGAAGAGUACCCCAAACCCAGAGAAAACUCGCAACCAACACUACCAGGACAUAUUUUUGGUCCUCAAAAACAGAAGAUUCUUGUUGUUGGUCGUCCUGGAAUCGGAAAAACUAUGUUUAGCACAAAGAUUCUUCGCAACUGGGCAUCCGAUAACUUGUUUACAGAAGCAGAAAAAUCACCAGUGGAUUUCAAAGUCGCUUUUCUCAUCAAGCUAAGGAGGUUUAACUCGGCCAAGGAAGACGAAAAACUCAGUCUUCGCGAGCUUCUGAAUCACUCAGAGUAUUCCAAAGAAGAUGUAACCGAAGAGGUCUGGAAGUACAUUCUUCAAAACCCAAACAAAGUACUCAUAAUUUUUGAUGGAUUUGACGAAUAUUCUGGUAAGACUAAAAUCGAUGAUGACAGCCAUCCGUACAGAGACAAUGAACAGGGGAGCAUGCCUAUUCAUUUCCUCUUCAAGAAAAUAGUAUCCGGAGACAUUCUUCGCGGUGCCACGGUCUUAACUACUACAAGUUAUGUUAUGUCAUUUAUGAGAAGUCUUCACUUUGACAAAACAGUUGAUAUUCUGGGAUUUACAACUGAGCAACUGGAUGAGUAUGUGCAGAAGUUCACCAAAGGCGAUGACCGGAAAGCAAACAUCAUAAAGCAGUACAUCAGCAGUAACCUUGAUCUCUUAUCCUUUUGCUGUAUUCCUGUGAAUUGUUUCAUUAUUUGUUCCUUCCUGUUUCAACUGUUUGACAACUCAAACUCCGCUAGCUCUGGCCUCAUUUCUACAACACUGACCGAGGUAUGCUCCACCGCCGUCAAGUUUUUUUACUUUCGUCACCACACUAAAGAAAAAAGCGUAGGAAAAAUAUUUCUUAAGCCAUUUAAGGAACUGUCCUCCUCUGUGCAAAAGGUGUUCAAACGCCUAGGAAAAAUUGCCUUUGACGGUAUUAGAGAGAAAAAACAAAUUUUUGAAUCGCCUGAAGUCAACAACCUAGAGAGUAAUGGCCUGUUUCACCGUUUUUCUGACACUACAGACGAUCCUUUAGCAGAGGGAAGAGAACAAUAUCGUUUUUUACACCCGACCGUACAGAAAUUCUUGGCGGCAAUGUAUUUGGUGGACACGUUGAGUUCCCAAGAACUGGGGACCUUUGUUUCCGAUCACAUCCACGAUGGCACGUGGAAGGUUGUGAUGCAGUUUGUGGCUGGACUGCUGGCUGAAAAAGGAGAACAAUCAACAGAUAUUUUCAGCGACCUUCUUCCCUCAAAAACUUUUACCGAUGAAGUUAAUAUCAAGUUGAGUGAAGACUCAGAGGAACGAACUGAAACACUGACCUGUUGGCCAGCUAAUGAAGACAGGGCUUUAGUGGUGACGCUAUUCAAUUGCAUGUAUGAGAACAAAGCCUCUGAUCGAGAAGUUCAAAAGAAACUGGCGAAAAUUGGUUGUAAUGCGCUUAAUUUAAGUUGGUGUAACCUUUCACCUCUCGACUGUUUAGGAUUAGUGCAUGCACUUAAAUCUGUUGAAGGAAUUUUGGAUUUUGAUUUAAACCACAACAAUCUUCAGUCGCUAGGAUGUAUUGAGAUUGCGAAGUUGUUACCUGGCAACCAACACAAUCAGGGUUUUUGCGAACUAAAAACAUUAGACCUCAGGAGUAACAACAUAACUGAUAAAGCAGUUAAACAUUUAUCUACAGCACUCACACACACUAACUGCACAUUAAACAGCUUAGACCUCGGGGAUAACAACAUAACUGAUGAAGGAGUAAAACAUUUAGCUACGGCACUCACACACACAAACUGCAAACUAAACAGCUUAGUCCUCGGGGAUAACAACAUAACUGAUGAAGGAGUAAAACAUUUAGCUACAGCACUCACACACACAAACUGCACACUAAACAGCUUAAACCUCUGGGGUAACAACAUAACUGAUAAAGGUAAAAAUCUCCUAAACUCAAUGAACAUAAACUGUAAAGUAUAUAUCUAA